Molecule: messenger RNA, 646 nt
Organism: Saccostrea cuccullata (small rock oyster)
Lineage: Eukaryota; Metazoa; Mollusca; Bivalvia; Ostreida; Ostreidae
Exons: 4
Coding region: 47-646 (199 amino acids)
Source: RefSeq, a predicted model, not a curated record
CAGUAGACAUACUUGUCAAUCAAAUUUAAAAUAUAUCGAAACUACUAUGUCCUCUACUGAUUUCGGAUAUGUGGUGAAUUCAUGUCCUUUAAAUAAGGAGGAAACAUCAGAAGCAGCUACGAGAUUGAAAUGUGGUGAAGAUGAGAACGGACGGAGUCCGUAUGUCUGUGUUCCAGUUCAAAACCUUACGGCCUUAGUAGAGUUCUGUUUUACAAAAACGAUAGUUGCCUUUUAUGAAAUAGGUCAUUGUCUAAGAGCUGUUGGAGAUGGACAUCUGGACCAGUUCAGUUGUAAAAAUUUUACAGAGGGAUGUCCAGCAGAACAUUUUAGAAGUACAGACCUGUAUAAAUAUCCAGCUUGUCAUCAUAUAAACACAGAGAAGGGCUGUUUUGUUGCUGAUCCAUUUUGUUAUGCCACUAAAAAUGUCACAACAGGGAUAAUAUCUACACCUAUCCUGGGAAUUUUGAAUAUUAGUACAGAUCAUACGAAUUAUUCAGAAUCCAACAAUACAGCCGUUUAUGCUGAACUUGGAUCCAUAGGAGCAGUCAUUGGUGUAAUCACAGCUCUUCUGGUGUUCUUGGGAAUAAUAAUGAUAUGGUGUAUUUUUAAGAGAGGUGCACUAAGACAAUACAUACAUUUGCAUUAG